GUAUCUAUCUAUCUCCCAUACACAUCCCUUGCCUGUCAGUGGCCACAUCAGAAGGAGAUCAUGGCACUGAGGGGGCCACUUCUUCCUCCUCCUGUGGGCAUCCUCUGCCUGUCCCUGCUGGUGCUGCUUGCCCAGGGCACAGGGCACAGGGUGAGCAGGAGUGCAUUGGAUCUAGCGGAGCCGGGGAGCAGCGCUGCUGGGGAUGAUGGAUCUACAGGGGAGGCUUAUCCUUCCUCAGGACGCCCCAGGCGGGCAGCCUCCAGGGGGCGCAUUUCGCUGCUCAGCACCUCCUUUGUGCUCAAGGGGGACGCGUCUCAUAACCAGGCGAUGGUGCAUUGGACCGGGGAGAACAGCAGUGUGAUACUGAUAUUGACCAAAUAUUACCAUGCGGAUAUGGGGAAGGUUCUGGAGAGUUCUUUAUGGAGAUCGUCUGAUUAUGGAACGACAUACACAAAAUUAAACCUACAGCCCGGGGUCACUACAGUGAUAGACAACUUCUAUAUCUGUCCCACGAACAAGAAGAAGAUUAUUCUUGUCAGCUCCUCAGUCUCAGAACAAUGCCUCUUCACUAGCAGCGAUGAAGGAGCGACCUUUCAAAAGCACCAAAUUGCUUUCUUUAUAGAGACCCUGAUAUUUCAUCCCAAAGAAGAGGACAAGUUACUUGCCUAUAGCAAAGAUGCCAAGCUCUACGUAUCCAUAAACCUCGGAAAGAAUUGGGACCUCCUGAAAGAACGUGCCAGUAAAGACAAAAUAUUUUGGUCUGUUGCAGGAGUUGAUACGGAUCCUGAUGUGGUUCAUAUGGAGGUUCAAGACCUUGAUGGAGGUUAUCGGUACGUGACAUGCCAGAUUCACAAUUGUUCUGACAAUACAUUUGCAUUUCAAUUCACUGGAAACAUUGAUCGGGAUUCUCUGACUGUACAGGACGACUACAUCUUCCUCAAGACAACAGCAGGAAACCGGAGUAAAUAUUACGUAUCCUAUCGACGGAAUGAAUUUGUACAGAUGAGACUACCAAAAUAUGCCUUGCCAAAGGACCUACAGAUAAUCAGCACAGAUGAAAACCAAGUGUUUAUUGCUGUCCAAGAAUGGUAUCAGACAGACACCUACAACCUGUACCAGUCGGAUCCCCAAGGAGUUUAUUAUUCCCUUGUUCUGGAAAAUGUGAGGAGCACCAAGCAGCCAGAGGAGAAUGUUGUUAUCGAUAUCCUCGAGGUGCGAGGCAUUAAGGGAGUCUUUCUGGCCAAUCAAAAAAUCGAUGGGAAGGUGACAACACUUAUUACCUACAAUAAAGGCCGAGACUGGAACUACCUCAAUCCCCCAAGCACAGACAUGAACGGCAAACCAACCAACUGCAAACCCCCGGAGUGUCACCUUCACCUGCAUCUCCGCUGGGCAGACAAUCCGUACGUAUCUGGAACAGUCCAUACCAAGGACACGGCGCCAGGCCUCAUUAUGGGAGCAGGCAAUCUGGGCUCGCAGCUGGUGGAGUAUAAGGAAGAAAUGUAUAUUACGUCAGACUGUGGAAAUACAUGGAGACAAGUCUUUGAAGAGGAACAUCACAUCUUGUAUUUAGACCAUGGCGGUGUUAUUGUGGCCAUCAAGGACACUUCAAUUCCUCUAAAGAUACUCAGGUUCAGCAUUGAUGAAGGCCACACGUGGAGCGUACACAACUUCACCAGCACUUCAGUGUUCGUAGAUGGGUUGCUCAGUGAACCAGGAGAUGAGACGUUGGUCAUGACGGUAUUUGGGCACAUAAGUUACCGCUCAGACUGGGAACUGGUGAAAGUCGAUUUCAGACCAUCAUUCGCUACGGAAUGUACAGAAGAAGACUACGAUCCAUGGAACCUUGCCACCCCACAGGGGGACCAAUGCAUUAUGGGCCAGCAGCGAAGUUUUCGGAGGAGAAAAAUAUCCUCAUGGUGCAUCAAAGGGAGAAGCUUCACGUCUGCGCUAACAUCUAAAAUCUGCCAGUGUGGGAACUCAGACUUUGUCUGCGAUUAUGGAUACGAACAGGAGACACUUCAGAGAUCCCAAGCCAGCAAGUGUUUCGCUGAUUUCUGGUUUAACCCCGAGUCUCCGCCUGAAGAUUGCGUUAUUGGUCAAACCUACACAAGUACCACAGGGUACAGAAAGCUUGUCUCCAAUGUAUGUGAAGGCGGCAUUGACCUUCAGGAGAAUUUAGUCCGAUAUCCCUGUCCUCUGCUCGCCCCGAGGGGUCUGCGCAUCGCCAUUAAGGGAGAUUCCAUAGCGGUGAAGCCUGGAGAGGAGAUUACAUUUAUUAUUCAUCAGGAUCAGGGUGAUGUGCUGAAUACCAAGUACCAAGUGGACCUCGGGGGUGGAGUCAAAGUGAAUCUCUCAAUGGCAAGUGAGCCCAUACAGCAUCGCUAUGAAAGCCCCGGGAUCUACAGGGUGUCUGUAAAGGCAGAGAAUAUGGCCGGGCAGGACGAGGCCGUGAUCUACGUGCAGGUUAACCCUCCUCUUCAGGCUCUGCAUCUUGAAAUGGUGCCAGUGGUUGGAAAGAACAAAGAAGUGAAUCUGACGGCUGUGAUCCAGCCAAGGAACGCAAACCUGACUGUGUUUUACUGGUGGAUUGGAAACAACUUGCAGCCAAUCCUUACACUGGACAAUUACCUGGUGACCAGGUUUGCUGAGGCUGGGGAGUUCCGAGUCACAGUGCAAGUCUCCUGUUGGAACUCUAUGCUGCAGGACUCCAAAACAGUCAAAGUCUUUGAUGAAUACCAAGUUCUAUCACUGAUGUUCAGCAAGAACCUGGAUAUGUACAAUCCCAACAUCCCAGAGUGGAGAGACGACAUAGGACAAAUUGUAACAAGACUAAUAGUGAAGGAAACCAAUGUCCCUGAGCAAACAAUAGUGACGGUGGUAAAACCAGGACUUCCGACCACUGCGGAGCUGUACCUGCUCCCACCUACCGACGUACAGAAAAGAAAGAGAAGUGCUCCAAAUGAUAAGAGAAUAGCCGUGAUAAAGCAAGUCCUCAAUGCGCACAACAUUAGUUUCUUCCUGAGGGGUGGAUUUUGGGUCUUGGUGACACUAAGCGAUUCGGAAUCAGACUCCCAGAGGAUUGGGGGAGCCGGAGGAUACUGGGCCAUACUCAUUAUCUUUGCCAUCUGCCUUGUACCGGUUGGAGCUUUUAUCCUUUAUAAAUUCAAAAGGAAAAUGCCGGGGAGGAAUGUUUACGCUCAGAUGCACAAUGAAAAGGAGCAGGAAAUGACAAGUCCAGUCAAUCACAGCGAGGACACCCAGAACAUUAUCCAGGGAGAGGAGUUUAUUGAUGAUGACAUGGACACGCAAACUCUAGGACAUGGGAGAGUGAGGCUCUCUGGGAGAGCUGGACAUUUGAGCAGCUACACGAUCCCCUUAUUGUCGGUGCCUACCAGUGCCCAAACGCAGGUAAUCACUCAGGCGUGGUUUUAAGUAUUAAUUCCAGAGAGAUGCACAAUUACCUGGUUAGCUGAUGUUCACAGCUGAAUUCAAACCUUACAGACUUUUCUUCUGUAUUGUCUUAUAUCUCCGUGGGAAAUCAAGAGAGUACGAAUGGACUGUAACAGGAAGCCAAGUUCAUUCCGACUGCUCCAGGGACACUUACAUGGAAGACCAACUGGACGCCUGGUUGUUUUUAAGGACAUGAUUUCAUAAAAAAAACAGACAAUUGCUACAAGUCAUACUCAAGUGGUAGCAAAUUUGUAAUCCAAGGCACAUGUUCUGUCUUGUAUUCAUAUUCUCUGUACUCCAUGUAAUGCAUAUAUGUCUUCUUUAUCUAGAGAAGCCUUUUUUAUUGAGUUUACAUUUCUUUAGAAUAAUGAAAUUCCCAAUCAGACUCUAACGUUGUCCUACGGGGUGUUUUCAUCCACCUUCCCAGUAUGAGAAUUAUUCUACAGUACAUUAGCAAUAGCACUAUAUACACAGAACUGACUUGAGUGAGUAAUUAUCAUUAAGCUAUUUCCAAUUAAGAAUUCAUUUCCUAAAGUCCCAUUAUCUAUUUUUGUUUAUAGAAACAUCGCCCAAUAUAUAUUUAUGAUCAGUAACUGUACAUUUGGCGCAUAUCAAGGGUUAAAAAGAUUCUCAAAAUAGUGCACCCAAGCUUAGGUUACUUCUCCAGGCUUUUGGAAUAUUCGGAUACUUGUGUUUGAAAUGUUCAUUUUACCCUUUGAUACUAUGGCCCUAUACAGGUAUGGUUAUCAUAUAUAUGGAAUUAUGGUGCAAUAAUUCCAAUGGAAAGACCUAAUAAAAGUAGCUAUGAGACCAACAGUGAGUAUGGAUCAGCUGAGCUACGCCACUUGUCAUCUCCCCUCACCUGCUAUAACUUGUACCACUAGUCUUCAGGUAAGUUUUAGUGCAGCCAUUGGCCAUUUUGUUUUGGAUAGCUGAAUUUGUUUGGUUAACAGUGCCAACGAGAAGAUAAAUGCACCCUAAAGCCUUCACCUCCUACUUUUCAGCUGGGAUGCUGGGGGUGGUUUAGGCCUUGCGUCAAAUUCUGUCUGCACUUGUUCCUCCUAUUGCCGAAUGGAAAAUACUAAUGCUUCUCAGAUUUGCCCGGUUAUUGCUGUCAGUGCCCACUAUACCCCUCAGCCAUGCCCACUUUCUACCAAGCAUCACUCCUUUUGGAUCAGAAAAUUGAAUCUCCCACCCAUAUAGAGUCAAUUAUAGGUUAUUUCAGGGUAAAUCAUGUCAAUAUGUUUAUGCAAGGCACCUUUUGAGAGUGUUUAAGGAAAUGGACUAGGCCAGAGGAAAACCGAGGCACAUUUUAUAUACAUAUAUAUUCCUAGAACUAUACCAGAAGCCUGAUACCAGAAUGUUUUCUUAUAUCAAGUACCAUGACAUGAUCCCAAAAAGUCUAGGAACCACUGACCUAAUGGAAUCUGCAAAAAUAUAUUAUUUUGUAUUGUCAUUCUAUACACUGACCCUAAAAAAGGAUAUGUUCACUCUCUCGGGUUCACCUGUUAAGGAGAGUUAAACCGGUGCUACAGUUACAACAAAAAUGUCCCAGAAAGUUGCAAAAUACAUCACCAGAGAUGUUGUACAGCCAGGAACUGCUACGGGACACACACCUCUUACUAGUUUCUUGUAAUGAGAGUAUAACACAACAGGAGGCUUGUGGGAGGGGAUAGGGAAGCGUAACAGUCUAGGCAUGGGCUGAGCUUCAUGUUGAGCCAGUAAUAUAUUUGGGACUAGAUCUCAUUCUGGGACCUUCCUUAAGGACCUUGAAGAAGGACACAGUAUGUGACCUACUCCUGAUGAUAUAUGUAUAUAUAUAUAUUCAGCUCUUCAUAAUUUAAAUGAAAACUAAAAAGUAAAGGUAAAGUAUCUCGUUUAUUUGCCUGUGGAAAGGUGAAACAUCAAAGCUAUCUUCCAGUUGCUCUAGCUUUGAAUGUAGCUCCUCCCAGAAAUGGCAAAUCCCCAUUUUCAGGCAGCGUAAUCUGUUCUUUAUUUGUAGAAAAGUGUCAGCUAGUGACCUAUGGACAGUCUCUUUACACCCAGAGUUUCACCAGGUUUGCUAUAGCCAUUAACACAAGAUGGAGAAACAUAUUUUGGUACAUUAUAUUCUGAAUCAGAGUAAAAUCUGAUGUUUUCUUUGGUUUAAUGUCUGGGACAAUGGUCUCUGGUGGUACGACUAUAUACAGUCUGGGCAGGGACUCCCCUAAUAUUGCACUUCUUCUGGAAAACACACUACUUAUAAGAAGCAUUUAUCUUCCUUUUAAAAGUUAGGAUGAGUUCAUAGUUGAUUUAUGAGCACAGAACAUUCUUCGUCUCCAUAUUUGUACCUAAAGGUUAAUGUCAGACUGGAGAUCCUUGCUUCAAAUUCAAUCAGCAACCCCUUUUGACCCUGGACAGUUUAUAUAGUUGUCUCAUAUGGUUCAAGCCGUAGGGCAUUUCCCCCGUAUGCUUAAAUAAACCCUAUGUACCACAUACACACAAAUAAUCCCUUACAAAGAGCUACUUGUUGUAUUUAGAUAGCGCUAUUGCCUCUGCAUUUGAGGAAGAGGUAAAGAACAAGAUAAUAACAGAACAAAAAUACCUAUAUAUAUAAUACAGAAUAUACAAUUACGUUCACAAAAGGAGGUCCCUGGAAUUAAAGCAUCAAUGCUUUAUAAAUAUGCCCCAGAAUCUCCUGUUGUACCAGAAUUCACUGUGGAGCUUAUAAUGGCUGCCGUGGCUACAGCCAAUCCCGUAAGGCUGCUCCGUACCUCUAGCCUGUGUUGGGGGAAAGGAGCCUUGGCCGGCACUGUGUGUAGCCCCUUGGGUGUUCAUUAUGGCAGAUGUGUUUACUUGGCUUAAGGAGGAGGAGUAGGUGGUUGUAGUUGGCUAAAAAGUGGGGUUCAUAAUAGUUCUGCCUCAUUGGCUUCCCAUAUGUUUGUAGCUCUCACCCAUACAUACUAAUAUAUCAGUGCAAAUAGGCAGAGAUAGAAUGUUCUAUGCACACAGAACUUGGUACUCUACUUAAAAGGGGAGUUCACCUUUUAGUAUAAUAUAGAAAGUGCUAUUCUGCAACAAUUUGCAAUCGGUCUUCAUUUUGUUAAUAUUUGCAAUUUUGGAAUUAUUCAGCUUUUUGAUCAGCAGCUCUCUAGUUUGGAACGUCAGCAGCUAUCUGGGACCAAUUUAACCUAGCAACAAGGCAGUGGUUUGAAAGAGAAACAAAAAAUAUAAAUAAAGGAGGGCCUAAAUAGAAAGAUAAGUAAUACAAUGUAACAGUUGCCGGGGUCAGUGACCCCUAUUUGUAUGCUGGAAAAGUCAGACGUAAGGCAGCAAAAAAUGGAAAAAAAAACUAUGACAAUAAAUAAUGAAGACCAAUUGAAAAGUUGUUUAGAAUAAGCCACUCUAUAACAUACUAAAAGUUAACCUUGAGGUUGCAACCUUACAAUUUGUUCUGAGAUAUUGGCAAAUUCUUCUAUAAUAAAAUAUAUGUUUAACCCUUUAUGUCAGCAAUUUCUCUAAAACAUUCCAGCCGUAUGUAGAAAUGCGCGUUGCUCCAAGCGUGUCAGUGUCCAUGCAGAUACUCCCCGGCUCCGUGGCACAGCCAUGUUACUCUCCCCUCCGCACAGAUAUUCCGUGUUCUCACUAGCCCCGCCCCUUAACACAUUGCCUCAAUCUCCCCCUUUUCAAAUGUUUUAUAGCACAGGAAAGACAAUUUUUUAAAGAAAAUGGCAAAUAUUUGUUCUGUUUACUUGCAAGUGUUUCUAUGUAUGGGAGGAAAGUCACAUUUCUCUAAAUUAUUAUGGAAUAAAAAGGUGGAACUAUGGAAUUUUA
Messenger RNA from Xenopus tropicalis (tropical clawed frog), 7266 nucleotides. It is a transcript of the gene sorcs2, whose product is annotated as sortilin-related VPS10 domain containing receptor 2. The transcript has 28 exons. Lineage: Eukaryota; Metazoa; Chordata; Amphibia; Anura; Pipidae. Bases 61 to 3435 code for a protein of 1124 amino acids. The record is from RefSeq and is a predicted model, not a curated record. Gene Ontology annotation, cellular component: dendritic spine; cytoplasmic vesicle membrane; early endosome membrane.